UUCUCAAUUAAAUCGCGUCUGAGUCAGCGCCUCGCCCCGUCCUCCCCACCCCCGAUCUCUCCACCCAGGCCAUUGACAGGCACACGCCUGGAGGACCCGGGGACCAGCCGCCCUUUGUGAUGCUGAUUCGGGCUGGAGGAGCCCCUCCGUCUUUUGUCUGAUGUUUUUCAGGCAGACGGAGGAGGAGAGAGCGCAGCAGCUCUUGAAAAUUGACCAGCCCCCCCGAGCUGCGCGUCACAUCGGAGCAAAGACAAAACGCCCGCCUGCCUGGGCUUAGCGCGCACGCACAGCCGGGUCGGGAGGCAGACGGAGGCGCUUCCCUUACACACGGAACACAGGGCUUGGUGAUUUCCCACAAAAAAUAUAUAUAUUGUCGAUCCAGGCUAUUACCCCGCUAGGGCAAACCGUCUUAGGCAGGCGCCGGCCAGGUGAGAGAGCCCCCGGCUUGGAGAGGCGGAAAUGUAACAUUUCAGCACCCUGGACAGUUCCAAGCGCGGCGGCGCUUUAACGGUCGGGCCAUGGCAAGCGUCCAGCAGGGCGAAAAGCAGCUCUUCGAGAAGUUCUGGAGAGGGACCUUCAAAGCGGUGGCCACGCCAAGACCCGGCAGCGUCAUCGUGGCCAGCAUCACCUCCCGCAAGCCCCUGGCCAGCACUGAGGCACUCAGCUGCCUGCCGCUUCCAACAGACAACAAGCACCCGGAGGAGCCAUGCCGAACUCAAGAGACCUCUAGCACCAAUGGCUGUGUGAGGUUGAAAGACAGCCAGGAGUAUGCUAGGCACAAAUCAUGCAGCCCAUCCUGUGCUGAGGAAUUCACACCACCUCCUACCAAGGGGAAGAAGAAAAAGAAGAAAUCUACGCGGAAGAAGAGAAGGAGGUCUCCGUCCUGCAGCCCCUCCCCACUGAAGAAAAAGAAGAAAAAGAAGAGCUCAAAGAAAAGAAAAAGAAACAGGUUUUCUUCAAAGAAGAGAAGACACAGUUCCUCAAGCCCCAAAGGCAAAAGGAAGGAAGAAAGAAAACACAAGAAACACUCUCGCAGUCAUCACAGAAAUCCCAACGCCGCCGCCAUCGCCACUGCCGCUCUGGCUCAGAGAGCACCAAUUCCCUCACAGAGAGCUGUGGAAGCAGGCCGGGAGCCAGAUCACGGGAGGAAGGCCGCAAAAGCGAGAUGGAAACACUCCCGGCACUCCUUGAAGAGCCCUCGAAAGUCCGAUGGCACUACAGAGCUGACCACCACUCCUUUCCCCGGCUGCACCCCCCAGAACGACGGCUUGCUCCCCUCCACGGAAGCUAUUUCAAAGUCUGGGUGUCCUGCUGACCUCUUUAAAAAAGCAGAGGGUCGGGUUGGCAGGCUGGCCCAACAGAAUGGAGAACCCCAUGAGUACGACUCAGGAAAUGAUACUUCUUCCCCUCCAUCCACCCAGACAAGUGCAUCCAGGUCAAAGGGGGCCCCCAAACCACCAUGUGAUCAAGUCUGUGAUGGUUUCAGCCGGGCCUUCUCUUCCGGGAAGGUGAGCAGAGGGAGCAGUUCUGAUUCAGGAAAUUCCUUCACCAGCUGCUUCUCCCGGACUAAGGGGGCAACUUUAGACAAUCCAUCUCCAAGUGUUCGAGCCAAGGAUGAAAGGUCAUGUGCCCGGAAUGAUUCUACAUCCAGCAGGUCAUCUCCAGAGUCUGACCACUCCCAUUUAUUACAUCACAAGGCAGGAUCCCGGUCUUCACACAGCAGAUCCUGUUCAAUAGGGACAAGAUCCUAUUCACGUUCUCCUAGCUACUCACCCAAGUCCUGCAAGAGAAGCCCCGGGAGAAGAAGCUCCAGGCAGCGACGAAGUCCCAGCUAUGCUCGCUAUAGUCCUAUCAGGGACCGUGAACAAGAUCACAAGUACGGGUCCAGUGAAAAGGAGUCUCACAGGCACCGUGACCGCCGACGCCGCAAACAGUCAUAUUCACCCAUGAGGAAGCGGAGGAGAGAUUCCCCCAGCCAUCUGGAAGCCCGACGCAUAACAAGUGCCCGAAAGCGCCCAAUCCCCUACUACCGCCCCAGCCCCUCUUCCUCAUCCCCCAGCAGCAUAAGCAGCUACUCCUCCUGGCACAGCCCCUUCAGCUACUCCCCCAGCCGUAGCCGCAGCUAUUCCAGCAAAAGGACCAGCCGCAGCAGAAGCUGGAGCAGCAGCGGCAGCGACCGGAGCCGCAGUGGCAGCAGCUCAGGGGCACGGAACAGCCGGCGAAGCGGCAGCAGGAGCGGCGAGUCAGCAGGCAGCUACGACAGCUUGCGCCGUUAGCGGACCAUGGCCAGGAGGGGUUGCCCUC
This is a messenger RNA of Lacerta agilis (Sand lizard), 2304 nucleotides long. RefSeq names its product serine/arginine repetitive matrix 4 (gene SRRM4). Gene Ontology annotation, molecular function: mRNA binding. The record is from RefSeq and is a predicted model, not a curated record. NCBI's taxonomy places the organism in Eukaryota, Metazoa, Chordata, Lepidosauria, Squamata, Lacertidae. The transcript has 13 exons. Bases 519 to 2276 code for a protein of 585 amino acids. Gene Ontology annotation, biological process: mRNA processing; neuron maturation; regulation of RNA splicing. Gene Ontology annotation, cellular component: nucleus.